CCGGCGCGGAAUGCCUCGCGGUAUUGUGUAGCUGGAGCUUCUACAUAUAAUACACACCUUGAUUUCAUUCACAACGACUGUAAUUCAUCGCAGCGCGACGGCUCGGACGCCGCCAGCACUGAUAUUAGCAGUGAUAACAAUUAAAAAGAAACCAUGCAGCCGGACGCCGCCCCCUCCCGCUCACCACUGGCAAAGGCCACCGCCGCACGCCACCAGCGCGACUGGUCCCAGAAGAAGCCGCAAGCACCGCGCAACAUGUCGCCGAUGGCGGCGCGCGUCGUCGGCCUCGACACGCGGUCGCCGCGUAGCAGCUCCGUCUCACCAAAACCAACGAGACUGGUCUCGAGCCGCCAGCGCUGGGCCCACUCCGUCUGCUCCAAGAGUGAAUUAGAGGCGGCAUUGCAGGACGAUAGCAUAACGGCCAUCGAGACGGACUUGAUCUGGAGCACGACCCAAUCCGCAGUAGUUCAUGCCCAUCCCCCUCAAACUGAAUCGGAUCUACCCUUCGACGCCUUCAUGGACGCCGUCACGACGUCUCCACAAAGAAAACAUAUAAAACUGGACUUCAAGAGUCAAGAUGUUGUUCAGCCUGUCGUUUGGGGACUCGAGAAAUACUACGCCCGCGCGUUGCAAGCUAGAGGCCAGCACGUCUGGCUCAACGCCGACGUCUUAAUCGGCCCCGGUUCCUCUUCCUGUAAUUUUGAUGCGGAUGCGUUCGUGCAAAGUUGUAUGAGACAUCGGGCGUUCUCUUCCCUGUCGCUGGGCUGGACCGUGGACGUCGGCUUGGGCCACAGCUAUUCCGUGGACCACGUCGCGGCGUUACGUUCACUCUUGCAGCGGCACAAGCUUUUAGGUGAUCCGCGUCUAGCUAUCUCGGCGAACCUACGAAUGGCGCUGCGUAACUCAGAGCCGUUGCGACGGUUGCUGGACGAAUGUAGGGGAGAGUUAUUGCUGUGGACGGGCGUCGGCGAGCCGCCCGUUUCGGAGCAGCUCGUGGAAAGGGCGCGGCGCGUCUUCCCGGCGGAUCGCUUGGCGCUCGACGUUUCUUCUACGACGGCCGGCGACGCUAUGGCGCAGGAGGUUGCUUUGUCAAUCUACCGCGCCUGGCGCCGCGCCGGCGAUUUGGUAAAGCGGACGACUUCUACGACUUCUACGCCUGACGCGGACGCGGACGACGACUUCUACGACCGCGCGCGGCGGCGGCCGACGUGCUGCCGGUAA
This is a messenger RNA of Pelagomonas calceolata, 1221 nucleotides long. Lineage: Eukaryota; Pelagophyceae; Pelagomonadales; Pelagomonadaceae. The record is from the annotation of a GenBank genome assembly.